Molecule: messenger RNA, 3054 nt
Organism: Sciurus carolinensis (gray squirrel)
Lineage: Eukaryota; Metazoa; Chordata; Mammalia; Rodentia; Sciuridae
Gene: Cmpk1
Product: cytidine/uridine monophosphate kinase 1
Exons: 6
Coding region: 121-804 (227 amino acids)
Biological process (GO): UDP biosynthetic process; 'de novo' pyrimidine nucleobase biosynthetic process; CDP biosynthetic process
Cellular component (GO): nucleus; cytoplasm
Molecular function (GO): UMP kinase activity; ATP binding
Source: RefSeq, a predicted model, not a curated record
ACCGCGGCCGGGUCGCGGCGCCCACUGGGCCCGCCCCUUUUCCCACCGUCUCCGCCCCGCCCCGCCCCGCCUGGCUUCGCCCCGCCCGCGCCGCGCCGGGCGCUGUCAGAGACGAGGUGUAUGCUGAGGUGCUGCUGCCGCCGGUUGCUACACGUAUUGGGCCCAAGCUUCCCGCUGCUGACCCGCCGGCCACUUUUCUGCCCUCCCAGUCUCAUGAAGCCGCUGGUCGUGUUCGUACUCGGCGGCCCCGGCGCGGGCAAGGGGACCCAGUGCGCCCGCAUCGUCGAGAAAUAUGGCUACACACACCUCUCUGCGGGAGAACUUCUCCGUGAUGAAAGGAAGAACCCAGAUUCACAGUAUGGUGAACUCAUUGAAAAGUACAUUAAAGAUGGAAAGAUUGUACCAGUUGAAAUAACCAUCAGUUUAUUAAAGAGGGAAAUGGAUCAAACAAUGGCUGCCAAUGCUGAGAAGAAUAAGUUCUUGAUUGAUGGGUUUCCAAGAAAUCAAGACAAUCUUCAAGGUUGGAACAAGACCAUGGAUGGGAAGGCAGAUGUAUCUUUUGUUCUGUUUUUUGACUGUAAUAAUGAGAUCUGUAUCGAACGAUGUCUUGAGAGGGGAAAGAGUAGUGGUAGGAGUGAUGACAACAGAGAGAGCUUGGAAAAGAGAAUUCAGACUUACCUUCAGUCAACAAAGCCGAUUAUUGACUUAUAUGAAGAGAUGGGGAAAGUCAAGAAAAUAGAUGCUUCUAAAUCUGUUGAUGAAGUUUUUGAUGAAGUUGUGAAGAUCUUUGACAAAGAAGGCUAACUCUAAACCUGAAAGCAUCCUUGAAAUCAUGCUUGAAUAUUGCUUUGAUAGCUGCUAUUACAACCCCUUUCAAAGGCAAUUUUAAUCUUCAAAAUUACAUCUCAAUUAAUGACUAGAAAAUAUAGUAAGACAAAGUAAAUUUUUAUGGUUUUUUUUUUUUGUCACAGAAGUAGUGAAUUCAGGUUUAAUUACAUCUUAGUUAUUAUGGUGCUCACAAAACAAAGAAGGGUAUCAGCUGGUUCUUUGUUUUUAUUAAAGACUAUCCCUUUUAUAGUUUGUGCCUUCUGUGAGCAAAAUUUUUUAGUAUGCAUGUAUAUCCCUUUAGUAAUUACAACAUAUUAGAAUUAGGGAUUCCCACUUCCUCUUUUUCUUGCAGGUUUUAAAUUUCUAACCUCUUAAUUGAAUUUGUGGACCAAAUUUCAAAGGAACUUUUUUGUGUAGUCACUUCUUACACAAGGUGUUGGUAAACAAACUCAUAAAGUGGAUUCUUAACAAUGUUUUAGUAUUUACCAAACAACUGACCAUUUCCUAUAGUAAGAUGAGAAAACUUAGGCUUUGAUUUACUUCAGCUUACAGAGUGUAUGUCAGGGGUUCCAGGGUUUUAGGUUGGGGGCACAAGGGGUUCAGAGCCUGAUGGAAUUAUCAGUUUUAUUCUGACAACAUCCUAGGGUAUGUGGCAAGGAUCACAUCUAAUGACUUGUGUUCCUUAUGCUCUAUUAUAUAGUGCUAUCCAUUAGUAAAUUGAUCUUAACACAAUUCGUAGCAGUGGAACCUUGAAAUGCAUGUGUUAGAUUUAUACGAAAAUGAUUCAUUUCUCAUUUUAACAACACUUCCAAGUCUUUUGUUUUUCAGACUAAAUAUAGGGUUAGGAUAAAUUUAAAAACAACCUAAUGAUUAAAAUUCCCAUUUGCAUUUAUUUUCUGAAAUAUUUUUUCAUAGUUAUUUGUUUUAAAUAAUUUUAAAAAUCAUUGCACUUUGGUCAGAAAAAUAAUAAAUUUAUCUUACAAAUGUUUGAUUACCUUCCUGGCUAAUUUUGUUAGUAAAUUUGGGGGGUAGGGUGCAGGGCAUCACAUUGAAGCCCUGAAAGGCACAAAAUUUUAAAAAGGCUGUGGAGUUCAUUCUUCCCUUAACAUCUCCGAGAAAUUUGUUUUCUCCUUCUAUCACUAAUACUAAGUAGUAUUCAUGGUCUUUUUGGUGGUGGUACUUGGGAUUAAACCCAGGGGCCCUCUACCACUGAGGUACAUCCUAGCCCUUUUUAUUUGUUAGUUUGAGACACAGUCUUGCUAGAUUGCCCUGGCUGGCCUUGAAUUUGCAAUCCUCCUACCACAUCCUCCAGAGUAGCUGGGAUUAUAGGUAUGGGGCACCGUGCCUGGCUCCUAGGUUAUUAACAGAGAGUUCUUAAAUGUUUUUAAUUUCCAACACAAACUACUUGGUAUACAGGGUUAAUAAGGCGUGGAACUUUUUUAACAAUUAAAUUUUAUAUUUAAAGUUAUUGGGAAUAGUGAGAACAAAUUAAUGGCUGUUCUUAUAAUAGAAUCAUUUAUUUCUAUGCACAUUACAAAACUGACUAAUGAGAAAUUUUUCAAUAUAUUUGCCAUUAGAGAAUAAAGCAUCCUUUAGCACUGUAAUAUAUUGACCACCAAAAUGUGUAUUGAGAUUAUCUUGGUUUCUUGGAAGAGAUUAUGGUAAGUUUUUUCCUAACACUUUAAUUCAUCCAAUACAGAGGACUUUUAUUAAUAGUUUAAUCAUACCAUUAUAGUGUGAAGUAAAGGUAAAGACUAAAGGUUUUGAAAGCAUUCCUAUUCACACAAGUACAUCUGUCAGGUGGGAAUCUUAAGUAUUUUUACCAGUAAAUGUGAGAACAACCUUAUAUUUCUGAAUACUGCUGAGACUAGGUGUUUUUGCCUCCUUUCAUCAGAUAUCUUUCUGUGGCAUUUGAGGAUUGAAACCAAGAAACAUGGUAAUUACUAAGUUAUGAAGCUUUGAUUUUUUCCUUUGCUUUUAAAUAGAAAAAUAUGUUGGCAAGAUUGAAUUUUGUAGUUCAUUGAGAUAUAUCUGACUUCACUAGUUUGGUCAUUCCAUUUGUUAAAGAUGCAGUCACUAAGACAUUCUUUAGUUUCUGGAAAGUCCCUAAUUUGAGCCUUACUGUGUUGCUGUGUUUCUUUAAAUUAUUUCCAUUCAAUGAUGUUGAAUAUGUAUAAAUUAUUUAGUAAUAUAAUUCCAAUAAAUUUUGUGCUGUGGCCUUUGCUA